AAAAAAAAGAAGGAUUCUUCUAAAUAUGGGCCGCAUUGGGAAAGGGCCCAUGAAAGUGGCCCAAAUGAAUGGAAUUGGUCCAAUUGGAAGUUGGCUCCUUCGUCCCCAAAUCAAAAAUCUCAUCUCAGUUCUUCUCUGUCUCCAUCCACCAUUGGAGAUCUGAGUUUGAUCUUCGUUUUCAACAAUUGAAGAUGAAUUAUCAGUCUCCUGUGGUAGCAAUGGCACUGCUGCUCUUCUCGUUGCUUCUUUCAGCUUUGAUUCCAUCUGGAUCAUCAUCCUCAACUGUCCCUGCUUUCCUCUGGGUUAAUCCAUCAUCAUCAUCGUCGUCGUCGUCUUCGUCAUCUGUAAAUUAUCAGACUCUUUCUCCAAAGGAUCUGGCUAAGUCCCUUCUCUCCCAAGCUGGAUGGUCACACUUACUGUGCUCAGAAGAUCAAGUUGAGCAACCUUUGGAUCUGGCUCUUAUCUUUGUUGGUUCACAGCUACGGUCUUCUGAUCUUUAUGCAAACUCCAAUGCAGACAAAGAUUUUGUAGACUUUCUCAAGGUGUCCUUUACGAAAUCUAAUUUCUCCACUGCAUACCCUUACAUUGCUACAACAGAGGAGUCAAUGGUCGAUUCAUUGAUACAAGGAGUUACUGAGACUUGUGGAAACAACAUUAAUUUGGGUAAUAUUGUUGUCUCGGAGUCAUGCUCCCUACCGGAUGGAAAUUUUAAAAGACUUGCGAAUGUGCAGUCUGUUCAUGAUUACCUGAGUUCAAGGGCAGAAAAGAAAGCAAAUGGAGAAGCAAAUGUGCUCGUGUUCUGCCAUGAAGAGUCUAACUCUUUGGAUAGUGCUCACAAAUCAGAUUCAGAGACUGAAACUUUUGGCAAGCUUGUUGGUUCCAUGGAUCAGUCUGGGGAAAAAUACUCAGUUCUAUAUGUUUCAGAGCCCUCUAAGUCUAUUCAAUAUCCAUUGUCUCGGGAUGUAGAAAGGUUUUUGGCUGAAGGCACCAAUUCUACAAUCUGUGGUGAAGUUUGCAAGAUCAAAUCAUCACUUUUGGAGGGACUUCUAGUGGGCAUUGUUUUGCUUAUAAUCCUAAUAUCCGGCAUUUGCUGCAUGAUGGGAAUCGAUACUCCAACAAGAUUCGAGACACCUCAAGACUCUUAAUUUGUAGUAUAUCUAUCGCUUUCAGAAGCACAAGUGCUCAAUUCAAGGCAUUGGUAAACUAGAUGAUGCUUGUUUUAUAGUUCCAAUGGGUGGGAGAUAGAGAUACCCUUUUGUAAUGAUUUUGUUAUCUUGCUCAGAAGCUUUGUUUUUUUUCCCCUUUUCUUCUUUUCAAUAGAAAUAAUGCAAUAUGAUAUCUUUUAGGUCUCCAUGCUGGGUUGUUCUUUGUUUGUAAUUCUAUUUAUUACUUUGGCCAUAGUUAUAUAAAACCCCAGCUAACAGGUCCAAACAAGCUACCUACCCUCUUAUUUUAUAUCAUUUGUUACAUAAUAAAGGGCCCUACUGAGAAUUAUUGUUCA
Messenger RNA from Cannabis sativa, 1501 nucleotides. RefSeq lists its product as uncharacterized. Bases 69 to 1145 code for a protein of 358 amino acids. NCBI's taxonomy places the organism in Eukaryota, Viridiplantae, Streptophyta, Magnoliopsida, Rosales, Cannabaceae. The record is from RefSeq and is a predicted model, not a curated record. The transcript is spliced from 8 exons.